Molecule: messenger RNA, 1039 nt
Organism: Capsaspora owczarzaki ATCC 30864
Lineage: Eukaryota; Filasterea; Ministeriida; Capsasporidae
Exons: 1
Coding region: 50-982 (310 amino acids)
Cellular component (GO): nucleus
Source: RefSeq, a predicted model, not a curated record
UUUUUUUGUUUGUCGACUUGUGAAGUUUUGACUGAAACGCUGAGAACAUAUGGAUCAGAUUGUGUUUCUGCUGGACAAGGACGGACGCGAGCACAGUCCAGUCGAGCUCACUCAAGCGACGCCGUCAAGCCACCACGCAGAUGCACUCCACGCAUACUCAACAGACCAGGCGUUGCUGGGAUGGUCGAUCGAGCAGCUCCACGACGCAGCGCAAAAGCAGGGACUGAUCCUCGUGUCCCCGUCGAUCUGGCAGGACUGCCCGAACGUCGCUCGGACAACCGCUACUACUACUACUACUGCGACUACUACAACGGCUGAUGCGACUGGAGCGCUGAAUCAUGAAAACGAGGGGCUCCGAACAACCCCGGAGACGAGGCACGCGGACAAGGCGUUUGAAACGCGCAAGUACGCAAUGGAUGUGCAGGGCCAAGGAUGCCACCAGUACGUGUUUGAGCAUUAUAACAAGCUCCAGCUGGUGGGCAUAGCGCCAUCACACGCGAUAGUAACCGGAACUCUCGCGGAGGGAGCCGAAGCAUCAACGGUCGUUUCUGUCAAAUUUGCAGCGCUGCCGCUCAUCCGGCCAAAGAAGAUGGAGUCGCGACAUGCGCAGCAGCCAUUGACCACGUUGGCCGAAGUGACCAUGAGCGACGGGCGCGUCUUCCGACCUCGUAUUUGUAUCUACGGCGCGAUUGUCGAGUUUAACGAACGGCUUCUUGCUCAGCCAGACUUGCUAAGAACGCAUCCCACCACAGCCGGAUACCUAGCGCUCGUCAUUCCACCAAAGUAUCCGCCAAAGCGCCAAGAGGGCGACAAGGCAAUUGCCCUGCUGAGCGAGGCAGAGUACUUGGAGAGGCUAGCAGCCAGUGGUGCGUCGACCUCUGCCCGAGCUGCAGCUUCUGUCCCUGUGUCAGAGUCUUCAUCAUCAUCAUCAGCAGCAGCAGCAGCAGCAGUAGACGUCGACACCACCCCGAUGGAACACUGAGACUGCGUGCUCUUUUUGUUUUGCAUUGUUUCUUUCGUUAAUAGAACUUUCACCCGA